This is a messenger RNA of Ixodes scapularis (black-legged tick), 5434 nucleotides long. RefSeq lists its product as uncharacterized. Gene Ontology annotation, molecular function: calcium ion binding. Lineage: Eukaryota; Metazoa; Arthropoda; Arachnida; Ixodida; Ixodidae. The transcript has 11 exons. The coding region runs from base 209 to 3970 and encodes 1253 amino acids. The record is from RefSeq and is a predicted model, not a curated record.
GGCCGCCGCGGCAGGCAGUGCGGUCAAGUCCCUCCUUCCGUCUUGCUGCGCCGGGAGGACCUCAUCCCGUCGCCGUAACGCAAGAGCGGACGGGUCCCCGUCCCAUGGCGCCGUCUCCUCCACCAGCGUCCUGGUUGACGACGUCGGGGCCCACGUCGCGCCGCAAGCCUUCGUCGUCGAGCCUCGAGGGCUGCCGUCCCCGCCGACCAUGAGGAUUAUAGGAGUGGUCGUCGUUCCGGCGCUGGCCGCGGUCUUCCUGUGGCAGCGGGCCAGUGCCAGCGACGGAGGCAGCAGCGGCAGAAGCUCCUCCGAUGGUGACAUUAUUGCAACUCAUACCAUCACACAUAGUCAGCCCGAGGAAGUUUCUAGAGGCACAUUAGCUUCAUUGAUUCAUAGUUCACAAGAAUACAUCACAAGACCAUCUACGUUCAUCCCUAGUUAUCAAAUAACGACAAACACUUCUGUUAUUGAGAAGGACCCCGGUGAGAUUCUAUCAAGCAGCCAUAGCACUCCGGUUUCCCUAUUCGAAACAUUGUCAACGUCCUUGCCAAUUCGUACCGAAAAACACAAGCAGCAAGACCGAGUUAAUUCGAGUUCACUAUUGGAAGAAUACACAAGAACAGAAAAGGCACCUGUGAGACCAAAUUCAUCGUCCGUGUUCGUCUUCUCCACGGUAUCACGCUCGGUCUUGCCCGUUCUUCAAGAAAACCUGAAUAACGAAGACGUGGUCAAUAGCACCGUCAGUUCACAAUUGCGAAUAGUUGAGCUUGCUCUAGAAGGAGGAAGUUCAUCAAGUAGUUCCUACGCAAUUGCUCAUCAAAAAACAGGAACGCGAGCAUCUGGAGGAGCAGUCAUUGAACCCCCAACAGGCUCCACCGAGGCGUCGUUUAUUCCCGGGCCUGAAGCUAUAGACGUUGCGUCCCCAUCAUCGGCGUCCGAGAUCUCAGACGAAGACCCUGAAGAGCUUUUGGAUCCCAGCCUCCGGGUUCUGCGCAGCAUUCAUCCGUCAACAGCGUCGGCAUCGGUGCACUUUCCACACCAUUCUCACGGGCGAGAGGCGACUCCCAUCAUGCCGUCUCCCGUGUCAGCGUCAGAACGAACCCGCGGGGGCGGCGGCAAGCCGUCUAUUGACAACAUCUUAAGCGGUAUCAUCCAGCUGCUAGGAGGGGACGCGAACCAGCCUAGACCUCCGUCCAUGCGGUUUCCGCCUCCUCCCCUUCUGCCACCGCCGCAACCACACAAGUUGCCGUCACGCAUCAAUAACCGAGGUCCCCCGAACUUCAAUUUCCCGCCCCCUCCGCCACGCCCGCCGCAGUUUCCUCAUCACCUUCCACACCCCCCGCACCCUCCACACCAUCAGCACUCAAGGCCAAACCUGCCACAUUUAGCCCCUCCGCAACCAGGCCACUUUGACACCAUCCCGCGGCCCCCGCCGCCAAACCUGCACUUCCCGCCAGUGAAUCAUCCAAACCACCCGCACCAUCCGCAGCAGCACAUUCACAUCGUUCCCCUGCCACAUCCGCCGACUGUCUACCCAACGCCUUCUGAAGUAAGUCACCUGCUUGGUCUCAAUGAGCAAGACAGGCAGCCUGAGAUGCCACCGAUGGAGAACGACCGACACUCAGCGACUCCGGCCCUGUCUCAGGUAGACCUUCACAAUGGGCACGUGGACGACGUUACGAUGCACCGAGAGACAGUCCUUGACAGCGUCCCGGAGUCCACUACGGAACAGCUUCCUUCCAGUAAGUCAACUAUCGUGCUCAUUCAUGAGGGCCCCGUGACAUCCACGAGCGCAAGCAUAGACCCGACGCGGUCAGUGGGAACGGCGUCUGAAGAGAGGCCGCCGGAUGUUAGCGAAAGUACCAGCCAGGACACUCACAGCACAGAUACAAGCGAUACCUUCGAUAGACCAAGCGAUGUGCCGUCUGGUCCUGUGUCAGGUUGGCUACCAGUCUUUUUGGACUCUUCGAACAGACACAACAGUACCAGAGUGACUGUCAACACAGCCGAAGAGCCCGAGAUCAUAACAGAACCAACUGAACCCUCCGUAUUCGACAUCACCGUUGUUCACUCCAUCGGGACAAUCAACCACAAUGUCACACCUUCCAAAACAAAGCAGCCUACGUUCGAGACAAUUCCACCGACCCGGAGUGAGGUAGGAGGCUCGGACGAAUCCAUCGACACUUUCCAGAUCGAAGAAGCGAAGACGACGGUGACGCAAACCGCGCCCACCGAGGCGUACCCGUCAAGGGUGGAUGAACGUGACCGAGAGCCGGAGGUCAUAUAUGGAACUCCGACGAUCGACAAGAUCGUGCCCAGCAAGACACCGCUGGUGAGCCUUUCACCGACGAGUACUCAGCCAAACACGAAGGACUCGGACGCUGUCAUGACGCUUUCCGGGAAGGGGACGCUGACUCCGGAGAUGACGCACACGAGAGCGCCGGUCAGACACCAGCAGCACCAGUCACCGACGGGAAGACCCAUCGUGAUUCCGGUGGAGAUCGAAGAUGUGCGCCCCGUCAUUGGGUUCCCGCCAGAGCUGUCGCACGGCUUCCCACGACCACCGGGCUCACCUCCCCUGGGAAGCACUCCGAGGCCCAAGACACAGACGACGUCCGGUCAGAAACAGACCUCCAAGGGCCCUCCUCGACGCAGGCCGCCUUACAGAGCUAAGCACAACACCACACUUGUGAGGAUCGACACAUGCAUCGUGGGCGAUGACUCUACGUGCGACUCCCAGCUGAACGAGUGGUGCAAGGCCGAACUUGGCGUUAGUUCUUGUCACUGUAGGCCAGGAUUCACCAGGACCGUGCCUAGGGGACCUUGCACGCCAAUUGUGACCGUCGGACUGACUCUGAAGCUCGAUCGCCUGGGUGAACAAAAGCUGGUGUUCAACCGAAACUACAGAAAUCCAGAAUCGGAAGACUACCAACUUCUCGAGUAUGAGGCAAAGCAAGCGCUCCACAGCCUGUUCACCAAGUCGAGCUUCUCGCGAGUAUUUAUGGACGUGACGGUGAACAAGUUCCAGUCUGCCGGCAGCAAGGUGAUGGUGAACGCCACCGUGCAGCUGGAGGAGAACGACAUCACCCGGGUGCCGUCGGUCAAGCGCGUGCUGCAGCACGAAGUGGUCAACAUGAUCAACCGACGCAACUCCAACGUGGGCGAGAGCAGACUCUUCGUCGACGGCAUGCUCAACUCGGGACUUGCCGUCGAUGACGUGAACGAGUGCAACGACAUGAACCUGAACGACUGCUCGGCCAACGGAGUGUGCGAGAACGUGUUCGGCACGUUUCGGUGCGCCUGCAAGGCCGGCUACACGGACAAGUACCCGGACACCAAGUGGAAGAGCGGACGCACCUGCUCCGCGUGUGCGCCGGACUACUGCAACCUCAGGGGAGAGUGCCGUAUCUCAAACGGGCACCGGGAAUGCAGCUGCCGGGGCAAGUACAUCGGUGCCCGGUGCGACAUCGACGGUGAGGUGCUCGCGGUGGCACUGGGAGCCUCCAUCACCGCCGUCAUCAUCAUCGUUCUCACCCUUGUCUGCCUUUGCCUCUGGAACCGCCGCUGGAAGCGCGAGCAACACAAGGCGGAGGUGAUGUCGGCGCAUUCAGCGGGCAGCCUGGGCUACCUGAGCAAGGUGUCCACGCUCGGACCAGCCUACCGGGUCAGCGUGGAGGACAGAAUGAGGUGGCAGCACAUCGCCGACGCUAUGGGAAAUAUCUACGUGCAGCCAGAGGCCACGGCCCCGCCCAAGACGCCUCCGGUGUUUGCCUCUCCUCCUCGAGUGCGCAGCCCGAGUCCUCCAGAGGAAAGCCACUACAGCCACAUCCAGAGGCCCCGUUCCAGAGGAGCCAUGUAUGGCCCUCCUCCGAACCACGCUUCGUACGAAUACGAACCCCCAAAAAGAGACGCGUACACCCCAGUGAUGCCAUACUACAAGACAGCGACUCUUCGCACCAUGUAUUCCUGAGCGAAGCCUUCGAAAUCUUCGCCACAAAACAAACAAACAAAAGUGCGAGACCCGCGACGCCAUUGACAAUGUGGUGAAGUGCAUGUGCGACGGCGAGCAGGCAGCAACUGUCGCGCCACCAGAACUUCAGGACGGCGUCGCAAGAAGGAGACAGUCCUUCUGUCCUGCCCGGUGUACCUCCCAGGACCUCCGUGCUCAGCGCUGCGGUGCCCACACGAUCUGAGUGCCAUCGUCAUCAAUUGUGGGCGUCCAAAAGAACCCAACACAAGAUGCGUCCUGUGUAGAACGUAUACGCAACCUCGAAGGAGCUUUUUGAACGAAAAGUGAACGUUUCUUUUCGCUACAAAAAAAUAACUUCUUUUUCCACUUCCCUCUACGUUUCCACUAAUAGUCGUUCGAGUCAACAAUUUCGCGUAACUUAUAUUUUCCAGCGUGCUAUUCUCGCGGUCAACUUUCUGUGAGGCAUUUCGGAAGAAGUGAAGAGUGCGCGUGCACAGCUUUGAUGGGCGCUCAAGACGUGCAAGCGCACGUACGCCCAUGGCCUUGCCUGCAUAGCCAGAGAAAGUUAUCCGCAAGUCAUACGGGUAGAAACGGAGGGAGAGGAGAAGACAAGAGUGCUCAGGGACGUCAGAACACGGAACGCAUUCGAACGCCGAACGUCGGCGUCCAUUUUGGCGUUCGUCUUCGAACGCGUUCAAUGAGUAGAAACAAAGGCAGCUAGUUUUGCGUCUGCCCUCUGAUCAUUCCAAUUAGAGCUCCCUUCCCCAGAAGAGCCAUCACCUCCCCUUCCUCGGUUUAUACACGUAUAGGGCACAGUAGAUCACCGUUCAGACAUUUACACGGGUUGCAGUGGAAUGUCGCGAUAUGGACACUGUUCAUUUCGGUUGAAGCACAUACGCAUGCGUAGUCAAGGGACAGACAAUAAAACAACAGAGGUCUGUACCUCCAGCUCGGAGUCUCAGUCUUGGAUUGUGUUCGGCUCUAAUGCACUAUUGAAACGAUAUCUGGCGACAAGGCAGCACUAAUGCCAGUGUGCUCAUGCUGACAACGGAAAAAAAAAAAAAAAAACGCGCACACAUUGUUGUUUCAAACAUGUCAGUAUAUUGUGCGCUUGAUCAUACCCAUGUCUAAAAGUUACUCGCUUUAAUUAUUUUUUUUUCUAGUGACGCGUGGACAACUUGGUUCCCGUGGGAGUGGGAGACGCGGAAGGUGCAAUAACAGCCCCAGCGCAUGCACGGUGUGUUUCGAAAAAUUUUCAUCGUUUUGUGUGAAACGGAAUGUGAUAUUCGUAUCAGUCAAAAGGGGACUCCAAUAAACUGCCCAUACCACAACAAACGCUGUUAGUUGCUGUAUGAGUACGUGCAAAUGGUAGAAAGUAUUUUAAAUAGUAUUAAUUUCCCCCUCUCGGCGAACAGUUGAUUCCGCUGCGAUUCGUUGGAAUGAAUGUCAUGUGCGAAAAAAGUA